AUGGCGGACUUUGCCCCCCCCGCGGGUCCACCGCCGCCGCAGAUUCCUCAGGGAUGGAAAGCCGUUUGGAACGAGCAGUACAAGGAAUGGUUCUACGUCAACACGUUCACGAAGAAGUCGCAGUGGGAGAAGCCCACGGAGCCCGUCUACGGGCCGCCCGACGACGAGCCACCAGAAGACGCGCCGCCGGGUUACGAUCACUCGCAAACGAAACCCGUUGGCCCGGAGAAGAGCGGCGCCGUAAGCAGCAAUACGACCGGUGGGCAACUCUUUGCCGGCGACGGUGCUGCCGGUAGUUCAAGUCACGUCGACACCAGCGGCGACGAGGAGUUCGCGCGCAAGCUCCAGGAGGAGGAAAAUGCCCGCCUUGGCGGCAGCGUCCAGGGCCCGCCAGGCGACCGCGGCGAGGCAGACAACUACUACAACCAAGGGCCCGGUGCCGGCGGUCCGGCGCCGUACGGGCAGCAGUCAGGCGGGCCCUACGGCUCCCAAAGUCCGGCGCCGUACGAUCCGAGUCAAAUUUCGCAGAACCAGUCCGCUGUCCCCAGCGCCGACGCGCGCGGCAAGAGCAAGGGCGGUUUCCUAGGAAAGCUGCUCGGCAAAGCGAAGGGUUCCUCGCAGCAGCCGGCCUACGCACAGCAGUAUCCCCAGCAAGGCUACAACUACGGCUCACCGCAGCCUGGUUACGGAUACCCGCCGCAACAAGGAUACUAUGCUCAAGGCGGAUACCCGGUGCAGCAGGCUCGACCACAGCGGCAUGGUCUCGGCGCCGGAAGCGCCGCUGCCCUGGGCGUGGGUGGUGGCUUGCUAGGUGGCGUCCUGCUCGCGGAUGCGAUGGACGGAGGCGACGGAGGCGAUUUUGGUGGUGACGACGGAGGUGGAGAUUUCGGCGGUGAUUUCUAA
Messenger RNA from Verruconis gallopava, 903 nucleotides. RefSeq lists its product as uncharacterized. Gene Ontology annotation, molecular function: protein binding. The transcript has 3 exons. The record is from RefSeq and is a predicted model, not a curated record. The coding region runs from base 1 to 903 and encodes 300 amino acids. NCBI's taxonomy places the organism in Eukaryota, Fungi, Ascomycota, Dothideomycetes, Venturiales, Sympoventuriaceae.